Molecule: messenger RNA, 1239 nt
Organism: Anopheles maculipalpis
Lineage: Eukaryota; Metazoa; Arthropoda; Insecta; Diptera; Culicidae
Product: zinc carboxypeptidase-like
Exons: 4
Coding region: 1-1239 (412 amino acids)
Biological process (GO): proteolysis
Molecular function (GO): metallocarboxypeptidase activity; zinc ion binding
Source: RefSeq, a predicted model, not a curated record
AUGAAGUUCCUUUUCGUGUGUGUUGCGUUAGCGUUGCUCGGUGCCACAGUGGCCGAAAAGGCCCGGUACGAUAACUACCGUGUGUACCGCGUUCGUAUCCAGACCGAGCAGCAGCUAGAGCUACUCCAAGCCAUCGAACAGUACCCCGAUGGAUACCGCUUCUGGAGCGAUCCGGUUAAGGUUGGCACCGAAGUGCAACUCGUAGUGCCACCGCACAAACGUGGCCAUUUCUCAGAAAUACGGGCCAAGCUGGGAUUGCGGGCACAGCUGCAAAUUGCCAACCUGCAGGAGCAGAUCGAUCGAGAAUCGCGCCCAUCGCUGCGCCGGGAAACGUUCGGAUGGAAUGCGUACUACCGUACGGAUGCGAUCUACGCUUGGUUGGAUAGCUUGGUGGAGAGCUUUCCGGGUAUCGUCACGCCACUCAACGUUGGUAACACGUUCGAGGGCCGACCGAUCAAGGGAGUGAAGGUAUCGUACAAGGCGGGUAAUAAGGGCGUCUUUAUGGAGAGUUUAAUCCAUGCCCGCGAGUGGGUCAGUGGAGCGGCGGUAACGUGGAUACUGAACGAGCUGCUCACGUCCAGCGAUCCGAAAGUGCGGAACAUUGCGGAGAACUACGAUUGGUACUUCUUCCCGGUGGCGAAUCCGGAUGGUUACGAGUACACCCAUACAACCGAUCGUCAGUGGCGUAAAACUCGCUCGGAAGUUAGCGUGUUGUGCCGUGGAGCGGAUCCUAACAGAAAUUGGGGAUACAACUUUAUGCAGGGUGGUGCCUCCAGUGUACCGUGUUCUGAUACGUUUGCUGGUCCGUCUGCAUUCUCGGAAGUGGAAACCCGCCAGCUGUCGGACUUCAUUAGCUCGUUGGACAACUUGAGCACCUACCUUGCGUUCCAUUCCUACACGCAGCUUCUACUGGUGCCCUACGGUCACACUACCGCUCGGCUCGACAAUUACGAUGAAACGAUUGCAAUCGGUACGAAGGCGAUCAACAAACUUCGGGAGCGUUACGGUACAACCUACCGAAUCGGCAACAUUGCUGAAGCGAUCUACGUCGCUUCCGGAGGUAGUAUCGAUUGGGUCAAGGGAGUCCACAAGAUUCCUCUAGUGUACGCGUACGAGCUGCGCGAUCUUGGACAGUACGGAUUUGUCCUGCCACCGGAACAGAUUAUCCCAACGGCGGAGGAAACGCUCGAUUCGAUCAUUGUGAUUCUGGAGGAAGGUGCAAACUAUGGCUAUCACUAA